AUGGAUCCAAGAUAUUCGAUCGAGAGUCCCUGGAUCGAUAGUAUGCGUCCACCAACAUUGCAACUCCCAAUCCAACAAACUCAAACACAUACUCUUAUGCCUGAUGAUGGGCAGAGUUCGAUGAGUGAACUAACUAGAGGUACUAGUUUUCUGAUGUUUCAUUUUUACAACAUUAAUUUAUUUUCAGUUCGAACUGAUCCUUUGAUGGAUAGGCAAAGUGUUAUCGGCUCAUUUGAUUUACAAUGUAAGUUUUCGACUAAUAGAAAAAUAAUGAUACUGAUCUUCAUUUUUCCAGCAACUUUCGCAACUGGAACAAAUCAAGAUUAUUUGUAUAACACUUCUUCAAUUUUUAACACAUAUUCAACUCAACCGCCUCCAUCACAAUAUCAUACUUUAUCAUCAUCGUAAGUUGGCCGGGAAAUUUUGAAUUCUUGAAUGUUUCUGAUUUCACAAUAAGAAAAUAUUUUCAAGACAUCAAACUCCAAUUUUUUAACAGAUUUUACGAUAAUUCGGCAUUUAUACCACAACAACCUUUCGCGCCAGCAAAUCCAGAAUGUGUCAAAUGCGCAAAUCCAGUCAUUUCCGGAAGACAAGUUGAUGGUGGAUAUAUGUGUGAUACUUGUAGUAAUUCUAAUGUAUAUGAUUUGUCACGAAUUCAAACAAACUAUUCGAUGCCACUUUCUCUUGUUCAACCAAUUGAACCUGCUCCAAUUGAACAAAUUCCACCUCCAGCACCAGCACCAUCAAAACCACCAAAAUCAUCAAGUAACAAAAAAGCUGGAUCAGCUGGAAGCACAAAUCGCCGACAAGGAUUGGUUUGUUCAAAUUGUAAUGGUACAAAUACUACACUUUGGAGAAGAAAUGCUGAAGGUGAACCAGUUUGCAAGUGAGUUAUUCAAAUUUUAAAUUGGAAAUAUCAGAAAUGUGAAAGCUUAUUUUCAGCGCAUGUGGUCUGUAUUUCAAAUUGCAUAGUAUAAAUCGGCCAGUGUCAAUGAAAAAAGAGGGACAACUUCAAACAAGAAAAAGGUAUUUAUUUUUCAAAUGAAAACAUUGAACAACUUGAAAAAUUAUAGAAAAAUGAAGAAUAGUGAAUCAUCAAUGACUCCGACACGACCAAAAGAGCGUAAAUAUGAAAAACGAACAAAAACAGAAACAACUGAAUAUCAAGCAAACGCAUUUGCUUUGAAUGCUCAUCAACAAAGCCAAAAUCCUUAUAGUAAUUCACAUUUCGCAUAUCCAGUGAACCCAUUGCAUUAUACAGGUGAGAUCAUUUCGCAAGUUUUAUUUCAAAAUUUUUUAAAAUAUAUACGUUUCCAGAACCAUCGUUAGCUUCAUUUUCAUAUCCACAAUAUUCAUCAGAAAUGAAACCAACUAUUCAAAUGAUCAAUCAAGAUGAAGAAGUUAAAGCAGCUGCGAGAGAUCUGGAAGAGGAACAAUAA
Molecule: messenger RNA, 1439 nt
Organism: Caenorhabditis angaria
Lineage: Eukaryota; Metazoa; Nematoda; Chromadorea; Rhabditida; Rhabditidae
Source: the annotation of a GenBank genome assembly